Messenger RNA from Penicillium coprophilum, 1455 nucleotides. RefSeq lists its product as uncharacterized. Lineage: Eukaryota; Fungi; Ascomycota; Eurotiomycetes; Eurotiales; Aspergillaceae. The record is from RefSeq and is a predicted model, not a curated record. Bases 1 to 1455 code for a protein of 484 amino acids. The transcript has a single exon.
AUGUCUGAGGCGACCACGGGACCCAGACUCGAACAUUCUCUUCCUACUAUGCUCAAAAAUCCCGCAGAGAAAGAACCCGAGCUCCAACCUGCUACUCUGUCUCAACCUACUGGGGCGACCAGUCUCGAUCACAAAGCCAGAACCAACUCCGCCUCAUCCUCUCAUGAGGUCCUUGAGACUAGAAACGCUAUCGUGUUUGAUCAUUGCUCUUCUGAAAACUUCGAGUCUGCAUUUGAGGAGGGAUCUGACACAUUCUUCUCAAAUGGUUCCAGCUCGUCUUCACCUAAUAGCUUGUCCCCAGACAGCCUUCACACAACCUUUCCAGAGAGCAACAUGUUGAAAACAAGCGUUUUGUUUGACGAUUCGUCCGAGAAAAAACCGAGUUCUCAAUCAGUCUCUAUCUCGGAUACAUCUUCUCAGUCUGAUUCCGAAGCAGAAACAGUUGUUUUGUGCAACCCUGCAGCGAACCAUGACCUUGACACAGUCUCUCCCAACAACCUCGUCCCGGAAGAGCUCAGCGCUUUGUCCGGCAAUUGCACUCAGGAGAAUCCUAAUGCCAAAAGCCGCGAAACUCCAGAUUCUGCUAGUGACGAUGACUCUGACACGUUCUCCCCAGUCGGCCCCCGCUCUCUCUCGUCUGCUAGCUCUAGAUCAUCGCAAGCCCCCCUCGACAUUGAUGAUGAUGAGCCAAACAUCUCGAAAGGCUCUCACUACAUUUGUGCCUACGCUUCUCCUGUUCAAAAUGGCCAUCGCAUUAGAACCAGCUGCGAUAGAAAUGACGACACUGGUAUCUGGCAUGUUGAACCGGAUGGAUUUAUCAACGAAGCUAGACGGGCCGGAGGGCCAUAUCUUUGCGCUUUCCCAGUCCAAAUGCGAAAAUUGAAACCCGAGGACCCCCUGAGAGACCUCGUCGAGGAUUGCUUUAUCCUUCGAAAAAUUAGCUCAAUCCUUGAGGAACAUAAUAUCCGCCCGCUCUAUAUGAGGCUUAGGGAGUGCCAGCACACAAAGGACUUUUUCAAUUUUGUGCCUACUUUAAUCUUCUCUGCCAUCCGUACCACCGUUGACAACUCUUGGAUCUUGGCAUGUCGCCAGAUCUGGAAGCACUUUUCCGACAUUGGUCUUGGACAAGUCAACAUCGAAAUAUCAGACCUGGAUGUGAACACCUUUUUCUACCGGCCAAUGCAAGAAUCCGAUCCCAUUUGGCCAGUGCACGGGGAAUUAAAACGCAAAAUCAUGGCCACGGUUGAUCUGACGGAUAUGACCAUGCUUACAGCAGGGCCAGUGGGAAUGAGCCAGGAUGAGGAGAAGCUACUGCGGGCUGUGGUGAUGUGCGUUAAAUAUCAAAGCAAUCGAGACUGGCGCAACACAAGGGAUCAGAUUGUGCACAUUCUGGAUGAGUUCAAUCUUCCCAUGGUAGGGGUCAUUAUCAUGAAAGGCGAAAAUUCAAGAGGGUGA